GUGUACUUUUGAAUGUGCUGUGUCGAAUAACACAAGAAAUAAGAUGACAACUAGAGAGGCGAAUCUCCGCAGGAAAUCGCCAGGUCAAAUACGCCGGCAGCCGGAAACUGCCUUAUACCGACACACCAUCGCAGGAAAUGUCCCGUUGGUUUAUGGACCAAUACCCUACAAGUCGCCCCGGAGGUACGUGGAAAACGAUGUGACGAUACAUUACAAAACACCAGUGCGGCAGGAGGUAAAGGAACCGAUAAGCGAAGAAGAACUAUCACGUCGCCAAGCCGAACAUAUGAAACGCGUUUAUGAAGAAGAAAGACGGCGAAAAUAUCUUCAGGUUAGCGAUUUCGACGAUGAACUACAAGACAUGAACAAUAGAAGACAUACUGACAACUUUAUUCCAUCGCAAAAAUCUCCAAUUCCUCUAAAUAGAUACGACGAUUUUCUCGCGGAAGAUAGUCCCAAGAUAAAACCACGUCCCCGAUCUCCAGAACACCGUUUAGUUGCUAGAGCCUUAUAUAAUUUUGUGGGUCAGUCUGCCAGAGAAAUUACGUUUCGUAAAGGAGACAUAAUUUACAUUAGAAGACAGGUUGAUAAAAACUGGUAUGAAGGUGAACACAAUGCGAUGGUAGGACUUUUCCCGGCAAAUUACGUUGAGAUAAUACCAUUCGAUGGUGUCAAAUCAACUCCAAGAAGAAAUCAUGAAGGUCAAGCCAGAGCGAAGUUCAAUUUCAUCGCACAAACGCAUCUGGAACUAUCAUUAGCUAAGGGAGAACUAGUCGUCAUAACAAGACGGGUCGAUGACAACUGGUUCGAAGGAAGAAUAGGUGGUCGUAAGGGCAUUUUUCCAGUCUCGUAUGUUGAAGUGUUAAUAGACGCCGCCAGUCCCCCACCUCCUACACCUCUUAGUAGUAAACCAGUUGCGUCACCGGCCGCCCAUUCUCUUUUAUUAAAUGGAUCAGCGGGUGGUAAAGAGUCAAUGGGAAGUCAUAAGUAUACUCCAUCAAUGCCUUAUCAACAACACUUCACCUCAAGUUACCGAGCUAAACCCCUACAAAUUGCCAGCACUAGUUAUGGAUCGUCGUCCAAGUCUUCCGGCAAAAACCCUAUCAAUGAAGUUUUGCACAUCGAUACUCAUUCAGAGCCAGUACCGGGCAGAUAUACGUCAACAUUUACCUACCCCGGGAGCGAAUUUCCGAACCCCAUCCUUAUUCAGCGUACCCAAUGAUAACCGCUUCGCCGAAUAGAGCCGAACACCUACAAACUCACGUCCUCCUAUCUUUAAUCUUUGCCAUAUUAUCGCCGCCACAAGAGAAGAGCCCUGCGUCAUCAAUGUACGAAUGCAUAAAUCCAAGGUGUUGAUACUUACAUCUCAAAAAUUUGCGCAACCCAAAAAAGGACAGAGACCGAAACAAGUU
This is a messenger RNA of Photinus pyralis (common eastern firefly), 1412 nucleotides long. RefSeq names its product sorbin and SH3 domain-containing protein 1-like. Gene Ontology annotation, molecular function: protein binding. The transcript has 5 exons. Lineage: Eukaryota; Metazoa; Arthropoda; Insecta; Coleoptera; Lampyridae. The record is from RefSeq and is a predicted model, not a curated record. The coding region runs from base 44 to 1222 and encodes 392 amino acids.